Molecule: messenger RNA, 1137 nt
Organism: Periconia digitata
Lineage: Eukaryota; Fungi; Ascomycota; Dothideomycetes; Pleosporales; Periconiaceae
Source: the annotation of a GenBank genome assembly
UCGAUAGAGAUCUACACCUUCACAAUGGGUCUCGCAGCGCCGAAAAAUCGCUCUCGCAUCUCCAACGACCCUCAAAAUACAACCUGGGCGAACAAUACCAACCGUUUUGGCCACAAGAUCCUCGCCGCUCAGGGCUGGACCCCCGGGUCUUCCCUCGGCGCUGCCAAUGCUGCGCACGCCGCCCACUAUACUGCCGCCUCUGCAUCUCACAUUCGCGUCCUGUUGAAAGAUGACACUCUCGGCCUUGGCGCGAAACGAGGUAGCGAAAGUGCAGAGAAUUUUGGGCUCGCUGGCCUCGCCAGUAUACUGGGCAGACUGAACGGGAAUGAGGCGGAUGUGAAGAAAGAAGAAGAAAGGCGGGAAAAGGUGGAGCAGAGAGCAUACGUGUAUCGCAAGUAUGGCCUCAUGAACUUCGUCAGUGGUGGAUUUUUGGUCGGUGGGGAGAUUAAGGCCAAGAACGAGAUUGAGGUCAAGAAGGAAGUCGAAGUGAAGCAGGAAAUCAAAAGCGAAAGCGAAGGAGACGAGCCAAAAUCCAAGAAGCGGAAGCGGUCUUCGGGGGAUACGAAGGGAGAGAAAGAGGAGACUGGCGAAAACCAACCGAAGCUCAAGAGAAAGAAGAAGAGCAUCAACCUCCGAGAAGGAGCUGGAGACGACGACGACGAUGAAGAGGAUGAGGAUGAGGCAGUUAAUGACUCGUCCUCCAAAUCGAAAAAGAGCAAAAAGGACAAAAAAGACAAGAAGGACAAAAAAUCAAGAAAGUCCUCUUCGACCGAUACCCCCAGCUCCACAGAUCCCGCCUCUGACAAAGCCCGGAGAAAAGCGGAAAGACGCGCACGCAAGGAGAAAAAGAAGCUCAAGAAGGCGCUCAAGAAGGCGGCAAAAGAAGCUGCGCAAUCGAACCCGACGAGCAACGACCCCUCCAGCUCCUCAAGCGAAGAUGAUGAUGAAGAACAAAGUACACCUUCCAGCUCCACACUCACAUCCGGUGUGUCUACACCAGCAUCUGGCGCUUCGGGCUUGAACUUCGGCAUGAACGGUCGGCAUGCCGUCAGACAAAGGUACAUCCGCCAAAAGAAGAUGGCAGGCAUGGAUCCUCAGGCUCUGAAAGAGAUUUUCAUGAUCAAGACAACCUCGUGA